Molecule: messenger RNA, 801 nt
Organism: Lodderomyces oxycetoniae
Lineage: Eukaryota; Fungi; Ascomycota; Pichiomycetes; Serinales; Debaryomycetaceae
Gene: SLU7
Product: mRNA splicing protein
Exons: 1
Coding region: 1-801 (266 amino acids)
Biological process (GO): mRNA splicing, via spliceosome
Cellular component (GO): spliceosomal complex
Molecular function (GO): pre-mRNA 3'-splice site binding
Source: RefSeq, a predicted model, not a curated record
AUGCCCAAAGCAAACAAAUCGAAACUGAACAACUCGAAACCAAACGAGCUCAACCCAUAUAUCCCAAAAUAUAUAAUUUCAAAACCAUGGUAUCAGGGGAAAUCAGGUUCAGCGGAUGAGGAUUAUUUAUCUCAUCAGAGAAAAACAGGGGAGAUUAUUGAUCAUAGUUUGCCACAGACAGGUCAAGGGAUCAAAGAUGACUUUGAUGGGAGUGUACGAAAAGAGACGCAGGACGAAAACUAUGACGCCAAGCGAGAUAGGUGGUAUGGGUUCUCGACUGAGGAGUGGUUAGAACAAGUAAAGAGACAGCGACAGAAAGAGAGAGAAGGAGAAGGAGAGGAAGGCAUUAGGGAUCGCAAUGAUGACUCCGAUGAUACAGAUUAUGAAUUGGAGUUACAGGAACUUGAAUUAGAGAGGGCCCAAGUGAUCAAGAAUAUAAAGGAGGAUCCAAUGGAGAAAAUGUUGCGCGAUAGACAAGAUGUGCCAGUAUAUAUUCAGAAUAUAACUAGUCGACGAGAUGGCAAGAUUCGGAUUGAUUAUGAUCCCAAGUCUAGAUUAGCAAAAGAUUUAACAAAAGGGUUUUUUAAUGAUAGAAAACAAUUUGUAAAGAAAUUGGAAGGUAAGGCUCAAGAAUUGAAAAACUUGCAAUCGUUUGCUUGGGAGACAAAGCAAGGGGAGGAGGAAAAUCUUGGUUUCGAGGCAAACCCAACUUUAGUGAUGAUGAAAGCUAAACAGACUGCUGAGCAAAAUGCCAUAGCGAAAAGGAAGAAAAUCAUUGAUAUGUAUCAAUCCUCCCCUUAA